UAUAUCAAUCUAUAACGAGCUAAGAUAAAGCGUUGGUUGAUCUGUACUUAAAGGAUUGUGUAGGUGUAAAGAAGAGUGCUCCGAAUGGAUCAUUUAAAGAUUUUGAUUUURAAUGUAGUGCUUCUAUCUACGAGAGAUGCUAGAACCGAAAGAUURUUUAAAGAUGGUGAAGUCAUACUUGGGGCCAUGGCACGUCUUCACCUUCAAAGAGACACGAACAAGUGUGGACAGUUUUAUCCACAAGGACUCGGCCGAGUUGAAGCCAUGUUAUACGCAAUUCAACAAGUAAACAACAACACCAACCUUCUUAAGGGCAUUAAACUUGGCUACGACAUACGGGACUUUUGCCAGGAUCCGGUCAGGGCUGCAAAGCAUGCCUGGGAGUUUGCAAUAGCAUCCAAAAUGGCGGACUGUGGAAACGUCUCAUGCUCGUCUGACGGUCAAUGUCAGUGUCAAAAAACCAGUAACAAAAAUAAUAGUUAUACGAUGACGAAACCUGUGGCUGCAAUAGUUGGAGCAUUGACUUCUCGAGCAGCUAUCCCAUUGGCUAAUUUCUUACAAGCCGUGAGGAUACCGCUGAUUGACUCGGCUGCUACCAGUGAAGAGCUCAGCUCACCGCUGUAUGACAGCUUUUUUAGGACAAUUCCAUCGGACGUGAAUCAGGCCAAAGCCAUUGCAGACAUAAUCGACCAUUUUCAAUGGAGGUACGUAGCUGCGGCAGUGGUAGAUGAUUCCUAUGGCCGACACGGAGCCAAAGCCCUAGAGCGAGAAUCUCACAAACGUGGAACAUUCUAUAUUGACCUAAUAGGCUAUAUUCCUAUAUCAAACUAUGACAGCAAACUCAAGUCGAUCGUAACAGUGUUAAAACAACGUAAAACUGUACGUGUUAUAGUUCUCUGGAGUCAUUCUUUUCAAGGUAAAAAGUUACUCGCAACGGCUGCCGAGGAGGGCCUAUGGAACCGCAUUUGGAUCUUCAGUGAAGCGCUAACCAUGGCUAAACCAGAGUACUUAAGAGUACAGAAGGGACUUGGAUCAACCGGGACACACUUUGGUGUCCAACUGCCCAAAAUCAGCUCAAAUGGUUAUAUGAAAUAUUUGAGAAACAAAGUUACGAACAAGUCACGAGAACUAAAUCACUGGUGGAGAGAAUUCUGGCCAUUGGUACACAAAGAAAAUAACUGUUCCGUAGAUUGCAGCGAGGUAGCAUUUUCAAUGGUCCAAGAUGACUUUGUUCCUUACAUCAUUGACGCUAUCUACACGGCAGCGCAUGCCAUUGAUAAGUAUACCCGAUGCUUACGUCCAGAUGGGUCCAAUAUCACAGGCUCGUGUACACGUGGUCCAAAAAACCUGAGACCAGCAGAAAUGAUUGGUUAUCUGAAGAAGGUAUCUUUUGAUGGAGUGACUGGGAAAGUUGAGUUUGAUGAGCGAGGUGACCCAAAAGAAGCCUCAUAUGAUAUCGUCUACUUUAAUAUAACAAACUCCUCCACUGGGGAACAGAGACUAUCAAAGGAAACCGUUGGCCACUGGAAUAAAAAGCUUAAGAACAGACUUGUGUUUAAAGAAGAUGUUUAUAUAUCAUGGAAGACUAGUGAUGGAAGAUCACCAAUAUCACGGUGUACCGAAGAAUGCGUACCUGGGCAAUUUAAAGCACUUACUACCGCAUUUUGCUGGAAAUGCUUGCAAUGCCCUACUGGGAGUAUAACAACCAUAUAUGGAGCAUUUAACUGUAGCACAUGCUCAAAGACGCAAAUGUCGUCAUCAGACAACACCGUAUGUGAAGAUUUACCAAUUGGGAAUUUAAAAUGGACCGAUAUGAGUGGGGUAAUACUAGCUGGAGUCAGUGUCUUUGGACUUGUUUCUGAUAUCAUUGCAGUGCUUGUAUUCAUUCAAUAUCGCGAUACACCGAUGGUUAAGGCUUCGAAUAAAGUGUAUAGCUUUGUUCUUCUAAUUGGGAUUGCACUUUGCUUUGGAAUUGCUCUACUGCACAUUGCUGAGCCGUCCAAAGCUAUCUGCUAUGCCCUGAAGCCGUUAAGAUAUAUCAUCUACACGCUGUGCUGCUCAGCUCUCUUCCUUAAAACCAUGCAGAUAGUCCAUGCAUUUAACGUUUCAAGACUCAAAGACUGGAUCUGGAUUGUCAUAUGUAGUACAAAGAGACAAGUUCUAGUUCUUGUUCUAGUGCUGGCUGUUGAAGUAUUCUUGGGGCUAGCUUGGAUUCUUAUCGACCCUCCAUAUCUAAACGUCACCAUCAUUGCGAAGAGUCACGUGUUCCUAACCUGCGAGCCAUUCAGCAAAAUAACUGGACAAGUACUUGAGCUAAUGCUAUUGGCUUACUUGAUUUCCAUGGCAGGCCUCUGCACAUAUUACGCAUUUCGAGCCCGCAAUCUUCCCGCCAAUUUCAACGAAGCAAAAUACAUAUGUUUCUCUCUCUACAUAUUUCUUCUUUCUUGGAUAACCUAUUAUCCGGUUGACUAUGCCCUAGAGGGGUGGUAUGCGGCAAUUUUGUCCACGGCAACGAUUCUUCUUAGCUCUUAUGGGCUUCUGGGAUGCAUUUUUGUGCCUAAACUGUAUAUAAUUAUUCGGCAUCCAGAGAAGAAUACGGCAGAGUUUGUAAGAGCAGAGUUACGUCAAAGCACCAUAAACAGGUCAAUGAAUAAUGACAUUAGCAAUGGUUCCCGAGGCUCACCGGUUUGAUUGGUUCAUACUAAGAACAACAACAUCAAACACCAACUGCUACUGCAACAAUGGACAGCAACAGCAAUGAAACAACAAACACAAUCUGAGCAGGAGUUGCAAGAGCAAUAACUGCAGCGAUGGAAAGAGAGACAUCAACUGUGACAUACACAAUAACACACAAGUAACAAAAGCAGCAACAACAAGAACAACAACGAAAUCACCAGAAACAGCAAGAACAGCAGACAACAUAUUAACAUAAAAUAAGGGCAACUACAAAAACUGCAAAAACAAUUUAACAAAGUGUCAAGUACAGAUAGAGUAAAGCAAUAACGAUACUAAUUGCAUUAUCAAUAAAUAAGUAAACAUUUAGUCUACUAGUUCUUGGAAAUAUUAUACAUUACCGUAAUGAAAUUUAUCAAUUUAUCAAGACAUUUGAGGAGCAUUCAUAAUUUUUAUAAAAAUAUGUAGCUUGAUAGUUCUAUAGUACACUAUAAUUACCGUCCACAUUGCAUUUGUUACACCACAAGUCCAGAUAAGAUUGCAUAAGAUUGCAAUCCUUACAAUUGCAUUUAGCAGGUUAACAUAAAUCAGCUAAAAAAGUGCUUUUGGCACUUUGGUUUGCUUGAAUAGAUAUUUAAUUUUGAUUGACAGCAUUCUAUACUAGACUACUGAAAAUUGCAUGUUUUAAAUAUUGUCUUCCUUGUCAAGUUAAGUAAUGCAAACAAUAGUAAUAAAAUAUACAUAGGCAAAAAAGGCAUAUCUGAUACAUUGUUAGAUUUCGCAUUCUUAUCUCCCAUGUUAUGGGUACCACGUAUCUAAUCGAGACACUCUUUAAUUUAACUAAACUGUUAAAUAUUUUGAGUUUAUAUAGUGAUCCAUUCGUUUAAAUAAAAAAGUACAUAAAUUUGAGCAUAGUUGAAUAGUUCAGCUUAAGAUGGAGCUGUUAUUAUUAAUAUCAUUUCUGUAAAAAAAAAAAAAAAAUGCCCCGGAGCCCACAUAAAAGUGCUACAAAUGUGCUACAACAAGUCAGCAUCAGCAUUCACUGCAUAGAUGCAUUGCUAUUAUUUCUGCUAUUUCGAAAGGAACACAAACCAUGAAACAUGGAUGGACAAAUUUACUUAUAACGGGUUGUGUUCUGGAACUUUUUUUUAAAAAACAUUGCUUGGUGCCUUUUUGUACAAUUUGUCAUUCUAAUUAGAUAAAUUAAUACACAAAAUUACCUCUUUAUAAUAGUAUUUCUUUGUAUGUUAAGACCUUACCUUUUCUAGACGUCACAUUUUAAGGUUUUUCUUAUCCAACUUGGACUUUUAGCAUAAACUUAGCAAACUCGAGCACACUCGCAG
Molecule: messenger RNA, 4016 nt
Organism: Exaiptasia diaphana
Lineage: Eukaryota; Metazoa; Cnidaria; Anthozoa; Actiniaria; Aiptasiidae
Product: extracellular calcium-sensing receptor
Exons: 5
Coding region: 85-2691 (868 amino acids)
Biological process (GO): regulation of synaptic transmission, glutamatergic; G protein-coupled glutamate receptor signaling pathway
Cellular component (GO): membrane
Molecular function (GO): adenylate cyclase inhibiting G protein-coupled glutamate receptor activity
Source: RefSeq, a predicted model, not a curated record